AUGGAGAAUUUCGAAGAGAUUAACAAGCUUACUGGUGGUCUCCGCCAUGUUCGCAUUCGUGAUGCUGACGAACUGAAAAAGUACGCGGUUCCAGUGGACACUGUCCCUCGUCCUGGAUUCAAUACUACUGGCAAGGAGAUUGAAGUCCAGAUGAACGCCUACCCGAUUAUCAAGUUCCCCAACAAAACGAUCUACCAGUACGAUGUCCACGUUGGCAACGGAGCUGAAAAGAACGUUGUGAUCAAGAAGGUCUGGGAUUCGAACGCCAGAAAAUCUGCCCUAAAGCAGAUUAUUUUCGAUGGUUCAAAAUUGGCCUGGUCCAUGAACAACUACCCAAAUGGCCUGAAUGCCAUGGUCGACUUGGAUGCUGAACAGGGUCGCGCUGGUAGGACCUCGAAUGUCUUCCGUCUUGUUGUUCGCCCGACCAAAACCGUGAAUCUUGCCGUUUUGAACGCUUGGUUGCAGGGCAGAACUUCAAUGCAGGAGUCUGUUCUGGAAGCCCUCAACUUCCUGGACCAUGUUCUUCGUGAAUACCCAAGUGGUAGAUUUGUCGCCAUCAAGCGAUCCUUCUUUGAUCCCAACGGCGAAAAUCGCGACCUGGGAAACGCCGUCCUCGCUUUCAAGGGCGUUUAUCAAGCUAUCAGACCUGCUCUUAAUCGCGGUCUCAUUGUCAACAUCGACGUCUCAAACACUUGCUUUUGGGCUCGCAUUUCGUUCAUGGGAGCUGCUAUGGCCGUUCUUGAUGCCAGAGAUCAUCAGCAUUUGACGCAUCUGCUUCGUGCUGCGCCCGAUGGCUUCGGUGGAGUCACUGAAUCUCAUGGAUUCUACGAGGUCCAUCGACGGCUCCGGAAGCUGCACGUACAGCCACACUAUGCCGGAUGCCCUGUCAGCGGUACCACGUUCGUUGUGAAAGGGCUUCUCAAUGCCCACGCACGUCAGUAUACGAUUGACAUCAAAGACAAGGCCACCGGCGUGGUCGAAACGAUGACCGUGGACGCCUACUUCAAAAAGAAGUACAAUCUGAUCUUGAACAACUGGGAGCUCCCUAUGGUCGAAAUGACCAAGAAAGGGGUUGUCUAUCCUAUGGAGGUUCUGACCAUCCACGGACUUCACAAGUAUCCCUGGAAAUUGAACGAGUGGCAGACCUCCGCCAUGAUCAAAUAUGCGGCGUCUCGUCCUGCUGAGCGUUUGAGCUUUAUCCAGAAGUCCAAGGAGAUGCUUGAGCAUUCUGCCGACCCUGUCCUGAGAAGUUUUGGUCUCCAGGUUGACGCCAACAUGAUUCGCACCAAGGCUCGCCUCCUGCCCAAUCCAGAAAUCCAAUUUGGAGGCAACCAGCGCCUUAAUCCAGGAACCAACGGUCGCUGGGACCUCCGGGGCAAAAAGUUCUAUCAACCCAACAAGAGACCACUGGAAAGUUGGAGCAUCGGAUUCUUUCCCGGGAAGCGCAAUGCCAUCAACAAAACCCAAAUUGAAAAGUUCGCGGACGGGUUUAUGAAGACCUACGCUGGACAUGGAGGCAGUGUUCCCAAUCGCCCCCUAGUCGUUGAACUGAAAGAGGAUGUUGCGGAGGCCCUCAAGAAGCUUUACAACUCCACCGGCCUGAAGUUCCAAAAGGAUCCACAGCUGUUGAUCAUUGUCGUUCCUGACAAGAAUUCCUUUACUUACAGUCGUAUCAAGAAAUCCUGCGACUGUCGCUGGGGUGUUCCGUCGCAGUGCCUCCAAGCGGCUCAUGUGGCAAAAGCCAACCCUCAGUACAUCUCCAACGUGUUGAUGAAGGUCAAUGCAAAGCUCGGUGGCACCACUGCCCGCAUUGUGCCCAAGGUCAAGGAAGCUACAUUUCGCGCUAACUCGAUGAUCAUUGGGGCGGAUGUUACGCAUGCUCCUAUGGGUGUGUGGUCCCCGUCGAUGGCUGCCAUGUCAGUAUGCAUGGAUUCGUUCGGUGGCCGCUACUGGGGCGCCUGUGAGGCAAACGGAGACCGUACUGAAAUCAUCGCACGUGCUAAUAUCGAACAUAUGCUGACCCCUCUUGUUCGUGAAUGGAUGGCGACAGUUGGACAGGGACGCGCCCCCGAGCAUGUCUACUACUUUCGCGAUGGAGUUUCCACGGGAGAAUUUGAACAUGUCCUGAAACAGGAAGUUUUCGACAUGAAGUCUAUCUUCAUGAAGCUCACUCAGGAGCAGUGGAAGGGCAAGUUUACUGUCAUCAUUGCGAACAAGCGUCAUCAUCUCAGGGCCUUCCCCAGACCCGGAGAUCGCAAUUCGGCCGAUAGAAACGGCAACCCUCUUCCGGGAACUCUCAUUGAAAAGGACGUUACUAGUCCACAUGAUUGGGAUUUUCUUCUCUAUUCGCACAUCGCGCUGCAGGGAACAUCGCGCCCCGUUCACUACCAUGUGAUUCUUGAUCAGAUCGGCCACAAGGCACAGGAGCUCGAAAACAUGAUCUAUGACCACUGUUAUCAGUACAUGCGCUCCACCACCUCAGUGUCGUUGUUCCCGGCCGUUUACUAUGCGCAUCUAAUCUCGAAUCGCGCCCGCCCUCAUGAGGAUGUGCCGGCCAGUUCUGGCCCUCAGAGCGGCCCUGAGGUCAAACUUACCAACCCCAAGCCUAAGAACAAGGCCGUAGAUCCCAGACUGCUUCCUAUCCAUGGCACCUCUAACCGCUUGCCCUUCGGUAUGUGGUACAUCUGA
Messenger RNA from Aspergillus campestris IBT 28561, 2688 nucleotides. RefSeq names its product putative eukaryotic translation initiation factor eIF-2C4. The record is from RefSeq and is a predicted model, not a curated record. Gene Ontology annotation, molecular function: RNA binding; protein binding. The coding region runs from base 1 to 2688 and encodes 895 amino acids. Lineage: Eukaryota; Fungi; Ascomycota; Eurotiomycetes; Eurotiales; Aspergillaceae. The transcript is spliced from 6 exons.